Messenger RNA from Antrostomus carolinensis (chuck-will's-widow), 1198 nucleotides. Its product is annotated as estrogen receptor-like. The record is from RefSeq and is a predicted model, not a curated record. Lineage: Eukaryota; Metazoa; Chordata; Aves; Caprimulgiformes; Caprimulgidae. The coding region runs from base 106 to 426 and encodes 106 amino acids. The transcript is spliced from 2 exons.
ACUCUAGGUGUGUACACUUUUCUUUCCAGCACCUUGAAGUCUCUGGAAGAGAGAGACUAUAUUCACCGUGUUCUGGACAAAAUCACAGACACGCUGAUACACUUAAUGGCUAAGUCAGGUCUUUCUCUGCAGCAGCAACACAGACGACUGGCUCAGCUCCUCCUCAUCCUCUCUCACAUCAGACACAUGAGCAACAAAGGAAUGGAGCACCUGUACAAUAUGAAGUGUAAAAAUGUAGUUCCGCUCUAUGAUCUCUUGUUGGAGAUGCUGGAUGCUCACCGACUGCAUGCCCCAGCAGCCAGGAAUGCUGCACCGAUGGAAGAGGAGAACCGGAGCCAGCUGACAACUGCAUCAGCUUCAUCUCACUCCUUGCAGUCUUUUUAUAUAAACAGCAAAGAAGAGGAGAAUAUGCAGAAUACAAUAUAAACAAAAAUCAGCAUAUAUAAUGGUAUGAGAAGCCCAGCAGCGUACUACCUAGCUCAUGCUUCAUUUCAUCUAUAGUGCCACCUAUGUAAACACUCCAAUGACAACAGUCACCUGCAUUUUCCAUUUGAGUGUUUGUCAAGUGCUUGCCUAAAUUGAUUGCUUAUCCUAAAUGGAAGACAUUUCAUUGCUAUGGACAGCCAGCAAGGAUUGUCAGGCUAACUUGAUUUAAAAUUUUCAGUGUUUUUAUUUAAUCUUGUAUGUAACUUGGGUAAAUCCUAAUCUAAACUGAACAUUCAUUUUACUAUAAAUUAAUAGGCCAUAUCACCCAUGUGUAUUGGUAUUUUCAUGCAUGGUAGCCUUUGUUGAUAUCCACCCCAAAUUCUGAGCUCGCUUAAUCAUUUACUUGCUUGAAACUUUGAAGCAGUUUAUUAGAGAUUCUGGAUGACUUUUUGAGGUGAGUGGUAAAUGGAAAGUUGAUUGGCACCUUAGUGCACCAUAGUGAAACUGCUGGUAGUUUAGGUAGAUUCCCAUCUCUCUUCUUCCUAUAGUAGAAAAGAACUGCUGUCUGAGAAUAAUACUGUUCUACCUUGCUCUACCUUGCUGGCUUAUAUCAGCAGACAACUCCCUCUCGAGAUCAUACUGACCAAAUUUUUCGGUCCCCUUACCCAUAUCGUCUAGCUGAAUUGCAUUGUAUGUGUCCUAUCUUGUCUGAUCCUACAAAGCUAAAUUGCUCUGUUGCUUGGCAGUGUGUAAAUCAAGGGCAACACGGCAA